Messenger RNA from Culex quinquefasciatus (southern house mosquito), 540 nucleotides. It is a transcript of the gene RpI12, whose product is annotated as DNA-directed RNA polymerase I subunit RPA12. Gene Ontology annotation, biological process: DNA-templated transcription; termination of RNA polymerase I transcription. Gene Ontology annotation, molecular function: DNA-directed RNA polymerase activity; zinc ion binding; nucleic acid binding. Bases 83 to 472 code for a protein of 129 amino acids. Gene Ontology annotation, cellular component: RNA polymerase I complex. The transcript is spliced from 3 exons. The record is from RefSeq and is a predicted model, not a curated record. Lineage: Eukaryota; Metazoa; Arthropoda; Insecta; Diptera; Culicidae.
UAUUUUCAUUUCAAAACGUGCACGCGCUGGGGUAAAAUCAUUCAACGUUGGAUUUCUUUUGAAUUUGAAGAAAACAACUUCAAUGGAUUUCAACUCUUCCAUCACCCCGGGCUUCUGUCCAGAUUGCGGUUCCAUUCUUCCCCUCUUGCGGAUGUCGGGCAACGUGACCUGCUACAACUGCCACAACAGCUACAGCGAAGCAGUGUUCGGCACCAUGGAGGUCGAGUACACGGUCCACUUCAACUCGUACGAGAACAAAAAGUCUGACCGGGCGCGCCAGGGCAAACGGAGGAAGGCCGGUGGCGGCGGCGACGACGAUGAGGCCGAGGGUCCGAUCGUUUCCCGCAAGUGUCCCAAGUGCGGCAACGACAAAAUGUCGUACGCGACGCUGCAGCUGCGAUCGGCUGACGAGGGCCAGACGGUGUUCUUCACCUGUACCAAGUGCAAGUUCAAGGAAUCGGAAAAUUCGUAACUGGAUGUAUUUUUGACGGCUUUUUACUUGCAUGGUUAUCAAAUAAGAUUAUUCACUUGUAGUAGAUC